Molecule: messenger RNA, 1715 nt
Organism: Bicyclus anynana (squinting bush brown)
Lineage: Eukaryota; Metazoa; Arthropoda; Insecta; Lepidoptera; Nymphalidae
Product: endoplasmic reticulum-Golgi intermediate compartment protein 3
Exons: 8
Coding region: 210-1367 (385 amino acids)
Biological process (GO): retrograde vesicle-mediated transport, Golgi to endoplasmic reticulum; endoplasmic reticulum to Golgi vesicle-mediated transport
Cellular component (GO): COPII-coated ER to Golgi transport vesicle; endoplasmic reticulum; Golgi membrane
Source: RefSeq, a predicted model, not a curated record
GACCUGACAGUUACAAAAUAGAAAUUAGAAUACUUUUACAAAUUACAAUUUACAACAACUAUCUUGUGAAUUUAAAAUUACUGUCUCAACUUAUUGAUAUGACUGGUUUUGGUAAUGACAAUGUUCACAGUUUGAUAUAAUGAACCCAACGUCAGCGGUCUUUUAUACUUUAUAUUAAUCUUAUUUGGUCAACACAACACAAAUACAGUAUGGAAUCUCAAUUUGUUAGUAAAUUUAAACAACUUGAUGCCUAUGCCAAAACAUUGGAAGAUUUCAGGGUGAAAACGGCAACCGGCGCAAUAAUUACAGUAUCUGGUGCAGUAAUAAUGGUCCUGCUAAUCCUCUCUGAGUUGCAUACAUAUAUGUCACCUAAUAUUUCAGAGGAAUUAUUUGUAGACACAUCAAGAGGGCACAAACUAAGGAUAAACUUUGAUAUUAUUGUGCCUAGAAUAUCAUGUGAUUACUUAGUGUUAGAUGCCAUGGACUCUUCGGGGGAGCAACACCUACAAAUGGACCACAAUAUACAUAAACGAAGAUUAGAUUUAGAUGGUCUACCAAUAGAGGAACCAAAGAAACAAGAAAUAGCUCUUUCCUCUACAGUAAAACAAAACUCAUCAGAAGUAGCAAAAGUUAUGUGUGGCAGCUGUUAUGGUGCCGCCUUAAAUGAUACACAGUGCUGUAAUACUUGUGAAGAUGUUAAAGAAGCAUAUAGAAUAAAACGCUGGGCUUUACCUGAUUUAGCAACAAUAGAACAAUGUAAAGAUGACGAGUCAUUAGAAAGAACGAACCUUGCUCUAAAAGAAGGAUGUCAAAUAUAUGGAUACAUGGAAGUUAACCGGGUUGGUGGUAGUUUUCACAUAGCUCCAGGCAAAAGCUUUACCAUUAAUCAUGUGCAUGUACAUGAUGUACAACCAUUUUCUUCGUCAGUGUUCAAUACAACACAUAUAAUAAAACAUCUAUCGUUUGGAACUGACAUUGAAGGUGCUAAUACAGCUCCAUUGGAUGGAGUACAGGGUGUGGCUACAGAAGGUGCUGUUAUGUUCCAGUAUUAUUUAAAAAUAGUUCCAACAGUAUACAUUAAAUUAGACAAUACAAUUUUACAUACAAAUCAGUUCUCUGUAACAAGACAUCGAAAACCUGUAUCUAAUGUAAAUGUUGAAUCUGGUAUGCCAGGGGCUUUUUUCAGUUAUGAACUAUCACCCCUAAUGGUAAAAUAUACAGAAAAGGAAAGAUCAAUAGGCCAUUUUGCUACAAAUAUUUGUGCAAUUGUGGGAGGAGUGUUCACUGUCGCUGGCAUUUUUGAUACCCUUUUAUAUCAUUCACUUAAUGCUAUUCAACACAAAGUUGUUCUAGGAAAAGCAGGCUAAAUAACAACAAGUUCUACAAAGUUUUUAGAAAUAUGUUGAAAUCAUCAACAUGACAUUUACCAUAAUUUCUACAAAACUCUACAUCAGUAUCUUCAUAUAAUGCUGUAAUUGGUACAUAGUUUUCUUUAUUAGGAUUAUAUUGAGCCCUUCCCAACUUUUCUAAGAACAUAUGUCUUUGUUUUAUUAGAAAAUUUCGAUAUAGAAGCACAUUGGAAUGACGCAAUAUAGUAGAAUGCUGUAUUUUCAUGACAUUGUGGAGAUAAUUAAAUCUCUGUAGCAAGGAUUUCUGAUCUGAAACAAAAAUUAUUAAAAUUAAUUAUGCAAAAAAUAAUAUAUUUUUCAUCCAAA